Molecule: messenger RNA, 2352 nt
Organism: Cooperia oncophora
Lineage: Eukaryota; Metazoa; Nematoda; Chromadorea; Rhabditida; Trichostrongylidae
Source: the annotation of a GenBank genome assembly
AUGUCACUUCAAUCUAAAGAAAGUCCGUCCAACGAGAGCGCCGAGGAAACCAAGCGUGAAGACGAAGGUCCGCACACGUUGGAUCUGAAAGACCCAAAACAAAAAGCCCUGUACAAACUCUAUCGCCCGGAGAUAGUCACACCGAAAUUAAGAGGAAUAGAACUGCUCAGGAUGCCGUGGCACAAUAAGGGCAUGGCGUUCACUCUUUACGAACGACAGUUUCUUGGCAUCCAUGGACUCAUUCCGCCAGCCAUGAUGACAGCCGAACAACAAGCUUAUCGUACAAUGGUGACACUUCGUGGACUACCCGAUGAUCUUGCGAGGUAUAUAGAACUGGAUAACCUCCAAGACCGCAAUGAGAAAUUAUUUUACCGCGUUAUCUGCGAGAAUGUGAAAGAGCUAAUGCGUAUCGUCUACACACCUACAGUUGGACUUGCAUGUCAAAAAUUCGGUUUCAUCUUUCGCAAUCCGAAGGGACUCUACAUAACGAUCAACGACAACACUAUAAGUAGAAUCUACGAGAUUCUCGCAAACUGGCCGACAACAAAUGUCAAGGCGAUUGUUGUGACAGAUGGUGAACGAAUUCUGGGGCUGGGUGAUCUCGGCACUUACGGUAUGGGUAUCCCGAUCGGUAAACUUGCACUCUACGUAGCUCUGGGUGGUGUUCAUCCCGAGUGGUGCCUGCCAAUUCUGAUUGAUGUCGGCACCAAUAAUGAGAAACUGCUCAAAGAUCCAUUCUACACAGGCUUGCGAAGAAAACGUGUACGUGGACCUGCCUACGACCUUCUCAUGGAUUACUUUAUGAUAGCCUGCACUAAACGAUUUGGCCGUAAUGUCCUCAUUCAAUACGAAGACUUUGGAAAUUUGAACGCAUAUCGUCUGCUGGACAAAUACAAGCAACAGUACAACAUGAACGGCUGCUGUGGUCGUUGCUGGUCUUUUGACAACUACUCGACAUCAACACCAAAAUGGAAGUUAUGCGAGUUAGCAGAAUUGUACUUCUUCGGGUGCUGGAUUGGGGCUGCUACGGGUGUGGCAGAAAUGUGCGUAAGAGAAAUGGUGGAGGAAGGUCUUACCGUGGAGGAGGCAUGUGCACAAAUCUACAUGAUCGAUAUCGACGGUCUUAUCACGAAAAGCCGAAUGCCAACGUUAACACCGCGACAUUUCCCAUUCGCAAAAGAAAUGGAAGACACUAAAGACCUUUUAGAAGUAGUCAAACAGGUGAAACCGCACGCCAUCAUCGGGGCGUCGACAAAGGGAGGCGCAUUCACCGAAGCAGUUAUCAAGACGAUGGCAGCAAAUAACGAACGACCGAUAAUAUUCGCUCUCUCAAACCCGACAAGCAAUGCGGAAUGUACAGCUGAAGCAGCUAUUCGCCUGACAGAUGGAAAAGUGCUGUUUGCUUCGGGUUCGCCAUUCGAAAAUGUGGUCUACAAAGGGAAAACGUAUAAACCAGGCCAAGGCAACAAUGCCUAUAUUUUCCCCGGAGUUGGGCUCGGAGCUGUACUGUUCAGUUCAAAGCACAUUGCCGACAAGAUUUUCCUUUUAGCGGCCCGGGCUGCUACGGGUGUGGCAGAAAUGUGCGUAAGAGAAAUGGUGGAGGAAGGUCUUACCGUGGAGGAGGCAUGUGCACAAAUCUACAUGAUCGAUAUCGACGGUCUUAUCACGAAAAGCCGAAUGCCAACGUUAACACCGCGACAUUUCCCAUUCGCAAAAGAAAUGGAAGACACUAAAGACCUUUUAGAAGUAGUCAAACAGGUGAAACCGCACGCCAUCAUCGGGGCGUCGACAAAGGGAGGCGCAUUCACCGAAGCAGUUAUCAAGACGAUGGCAGCAAAUAACGAACGACCGAUAAUAUUCGCUCUCUCAAACCCGACAAGCAAUGCGGAAUGUACAGCUGAAGCAGCUAUUCGCCUGACAGAUUGCUGUUUGCUUCGGGUUCGCCAUUCGAAAAUGUGGUCUACAAAGGGAAAACGUAAACCAGGCCAAGGCAACAAUGCCUAUAUUUUCCCCGGAGUUGGUCUCGGAGCUGUACUAUUCAGUUCAAAACACAUUACAGACAAGAUUUUCCUUUUAGCAGCCCGAGAAAAAUACUCGAGACUUUAUCCUCGUCUUAAGGACAUCCGCGAGUUGUCAAUAAAAAUCGCCGUCGCGGUUGCAAAAUAUCUUUACCAUCACAACCUCGCUACAUUGUAUCCCGAACCGCACGAUAUCGAAUUAUACAUUCGCCAACACAUCUACACAAGUGACUAUCAAGAAUCCGUCAAUAGAAUUUACGAUUGGCCUGCUGCCGAUGCUAAACACGGCUAUCCGAUUCCGAAAUUAGAGAGGAAAUCAAUGGAAGAUGAGUAG